GAAGCAUUUUUGUUUGUAACGUAGCGGGCAAAGUCCGAUCUAAGUUUUUUUUGGUUGGUGUGGCCCCCAGUUGCACGGCAUCGAACAGGGGGCCUCCGAUGCUAGAGCCGACUAACACAAGGAGGGAACGCCCUUUUCGAAAAAUUCUCAUGUUUAACUUUGGAGAAGAAGGCGCUUUCUAACGGAAACGCGGCUUCACCUUGAAAAGGGGAAGGCGCUUUCUAACGUUUGUUUACUUUGAGAGGGACACCUGAGGCUUUCCCUUGCAUUUCUACGACACCCUUUACUGAUUAAAACCGGGCCACCAGCAGUAGCGAAUGUGCAGAGAGAGUCAGCUGAAGUAAAUAAUUCAAACUGAAGCGCUGAAACUGUGUCCCCCUCUAUGCAGACCGCCAUUCAUCAUUAAUUUACUGGCCUCCUUCAACUGUUUGAAACCGGACAGCAAAACGUUCCCCUCCGGAGGUGGACUCACACAGCUCGAUGCAUGCACGCGAGUUCGCUUGGUGUCGUGCAGCAAGCUCCUGUGUCACUUUAAAUUCCACCGACUUCCUCUUUUUUUCCACAAUGAAGAGCCCGCGCGAGCCGUCCCAGAAGCUCUUGCCGUGUCGGCGGAGCCGAGUUACCUCCAUAUCUCUGCUUUUUCUUGUCUUUGCGGUUCACAGUGUUUUUCUCAGCAACUGUAGAGCGCAAGACGACGGGGAAGAAAGCGUUGUCUAUUCUGACACGGGGACGGUCUGCGACGUCGCCGCAGCGACAAAGCUAGUUAUAGUCGAGAAGCCUGGAACCGUCAAGUUCAAGUGUGGAGCCAACUUACCAACGUUGUAUCCUGCCCAGAAUUCGGCUGACCAGACGGUUUGUGACUACCCUAACUGCCGAACUCCGGUGAAACUCGCCGACCUGUUCGAUGGAGCAUCUCUGACAAAAGAAACUGUAUCCGAAGGCGUAGAAUAUUCGUUCACAACCAGCAAAUGGCCCGACAGUGCUGGGUCUAUCUUUUUCAGCUGUAAACCAAACCCACCGACACCGCCGUCGGCACUCCGACAAGCGGAAGAAGAUCCCCAGUCAACAACAAGCGCCCUGACGCUUGCACGGUGCGAAUUGUUAUCAGAGGCAAACCAGAGAAAGAAAUUCCUUCGUAUGAGUGCAGCACGCCCACUGGGCAGCGCUUCUUUAGAGUUGACUCUUCCGGUGACGCCGUCUCUUUCAGUUGUGGCGCAGAAAUGGCUCUUGAGACGCAAACACACGCGUAUCAGACGGCCGAGUGCACAGAUUUAACUCCGCUUACAACUCUUCUACCGUCCGCGAGUCUAACACAGGACACUUCACAGAGCGGCACACUCGAGAACCCACUGUAUACACUGACAGUUCCCCAGUUGCCAGGGGAGCCGAUCAAUCAGCUUUGUUUCUUGUGCAAAUCGAAGGAGUCGAGUUCGUCCACACCGGACGUUUGCAAAGUGCUAAUUGGAUUUGAAACUCUCCCAAAUGAUGGAGAGCCCCAAUCACACGAAGCGACGAGCGCUAGUUUUUUGUCCUUAGUUUUGCUCGCGCUGACUUUCGGUGUCUCUACAGUUGCCGCAUUUGUGUAAGAGUAGCCACUUGUGGGUUCGCUUGCCCUCCUGUUUGCGGGCGCCAGUGCCUGCCAGCCAGCUUUAGGGUACAACGACUUCCCUUUGCUGGAAAGAGCAAAGCGACCGACAGCUGAUCUGCCAGGGAAGUGGAAGCGGAAAUCCUCCAAGUGACGUGUGAAGCAGGUGCAGACAAAACACUGAAGUGAAACGCGUGCUUGCCUUGGGUGUCUGCUCGACAGCUGGAGGGAUAGGGUGGCGCACACACAAGUAGGUGGACAGCGGUAAAAUUUAUGUAAGUGGGCAUUUGGGGAGAUAAAAAAACAACAGGGGACAGGCAAGCACUCCUUCAACGCCGUGUGCAUCUUUAUGGCAAGCCAAUGGUGCGUCCUCGAGUGCCUGCCUCUCACUGGGACCCUGAUUCUCCUCGUAUCCGUGAGGCGUGCUGUCUCGCUUUUUUUCUCCAUCUGACGAGUUGAAAAAUGAUUUUUCAAGUAUGGCAAUGACUGCCAUUUUGUUAUUUCAGUGCUACUUCGUCUUUGGGGGACGGCCAAAGCCAACAAUUUAGGUUCGUCGUUUGAUGCCAAAAUGCCGGAGUUCGCAUCCUCACACGCCGUUUGUACUGUAAUCUACUGCCCUAGUUUGGCUGCGACGCCUCGUAACC
Messenger RNA from Toxoplasma gondii ME49, 2229 nucleotides. RefSeq names its product SAG-related sequence SRS18 (gene SRS18). The transcript is spliced from 2 exons. Bases 481 to 1275 code for a protein of 264 amino acids. NCBI's taxonomy places the organism in Eukaryota, Apicomplexa, Conoidasida, Eucoccidiorida, Sarcocystidae. The record is from RefSeq and is a predicted model, not a curated record.